This is a messenger RNA of Thalassophryne amazonica, 2155 nucleotides long. RefSeq names its product E3 ubiquitin-protein ligase TRIM39. The transcript is spliced from 7 exons. NCBI's taxonomy places the organism in Eukaryota, Metazoa, Chordata, Actinopteri, Batrachoidiformes, Batrachoididae. Gene Ontology annotation, molecular function: zinc ion binding; protein binding. The record is from RefSeq and is a predicted model, not a curated record. Bases 107 to 2128 code for a protein of 673 amino acids.
GUGGCAGUGGUUACAGCUGAUCUCAUGUGUCAUACAGAAGAGCCUUGAGACAGCUGCUCUCUGCAGGUUUGAUGCCCCAUGCAAAGGCUGGUUGAUUGUGCCGAAAAUGACCCUACCUCUCCGCUGUGCAGGAAUGGCCAACACUGGGAACCUUUCUGAAGAGCAGGUACACUGCUCCAUCUGUCUUGACGUCUUCAAUAACCCGGUGUCCAUACCCUGUGGACACAAUUUCUGCCAGAGCUGCAUACUAGGAUACUGGAAAACCAGUCCUUUGUACCAGUGUCCUAUAUGCAAGAAGUCCUUCUGCAAAAGGCCUGAUCUUAGUGUCAAUACUGUCCUGAGGGAAAUUGCAGAGCAGUUCAAGGAGAUCAGGGUGAGAAGUGCAGUAGGGAAGGUGAACAAGGAGGAAGACGGGAAACCUGAAAAGGUGAAAAGGCGGACAAUGGACAGAAGAAAGCAGGAGGAUGAGGAGAGGCUUCUGGAGAAAGACAAGAAGGAGCAAGUCCUGGAAGAGCUCAAGCAGAAGCAGGAAGAAGAAAGAAGAAAGAAAGCAUCAAAGGAAAAACCAAGAGAAAUGAUGCACAAGGAAUUACCUCUGCUGCUUCCUCCAACCACAAUACCCCAAUCCUCUCCUCCAACAUCAGCAAUAUUUGAGACGUCACCUCAAGCACCACCACGGGGGCCAUCACCAGAAUCAAUGCCCCAAACAUCAGCCCCACUCUCAGCACAAAUCCCCUUACCUUCUUCCUCAUCACUCCCACCCUGCUCCUGGGAGGAGGUCCUCUGUGACGUAUGCCUGGGGGAAGGCAGGCCAAAGGCAGUCAAAUCCUGCCUCGUGUGUCUUACCUCAUACUGCGCGGAGCACCUGAAGUCUCACACCGCCAGGUUCACCAAGCACAAGCUGAUGGAGCCCGUUGCUAACAUGGAGGACAGGAUGUGUCCGAAGCACGAAAGGCUCCUGGAGCUUUUUUGCAAGAAGGAUCAGACCUGUGUGUGCGUCCUCUGCACAGAGACAGACCACAGGGCCCAUUACACCGUUCCUGUCGAGAGAGAGUGGACAGAAAAAAAGGCACUGCUGAAGAAGACGGAAAUAGACGUCCAGCAGAUGAUACAGGACAGAGUAAAGAAGGUGGAGGAAAUUAAACACUCAGUGGAGCUUAACAAAGCUUGUGCGCAGAGGGAGAUAGAGGACAGCACACAGGUCUUCUCAGAGCUGGUGCGCUCCAUCCAGAGGACCCAUGCCAACCUGGUUUUGGCCAUAGAGGAGAAGCAAAGGCAGACUGAGAGAAGGGCUGAGGGCCUCAUCGCUGAGCUGGAACAGGAAAUCGCAGAGCUAAAGAGUCGGAAUACAGAUCUGGAAAAUGUCGCUCAUACAGACCACAUUCACUUCUUGCAGAAUUUCCCAGCUCUUAACACUCCCCCAUCUGUCAAAGACUGGUCUGAGACCAGUGUUCCCACUGAAACGUGUGUUGGCAUCAUGAGGCGAGCUGUGUCCAAACUGGAGGGAGCCUUAAGUGAUAUGAUUGCAAAACUAGCAGACAGUGAAAUCAAAACGAUCCAAAAUUAUGGAGUUGAUGUUACUUUGAAUCCUGACACAGCCAAUCCGUGGCUGCAGCUUUCUCAGGACAGACGCCAGGUGAGACACUUGGGAGCAUGGCAAGACCUUCCAGAUCAUUCUGAUCGCUUUGACACAGUGGUCAUUGUCCUGGGACGGGAGGGCUUCACUUCAGGAAGACACUACUGGGAGGUUCAAGUGGGUGAAAAAGAUGACUGGUACCUCGGUGUGGCCAGGUCUUCAAUCAACAGGAAGGGCAGAAUCUCUGUAAGCACCACCCAAGGCUACUGGGCUCUGGCCAUGAAGAAAGGCCAAGAGUACAGAGUGUCAACUUCACCACCUUUACUGCUGACCCUCAACUCCAAACCCAAACAAGUGGGUGUGUACUUGGACUACGAGGAGGGGCAGGUGUCGUUUUAUGAUGUAAGAGCUCGGACUCAUAUUUACACGUUCAAAGAUACUUUCGUGGAGAAGAUGAUGCCCUUUUUCUACCUGUACUGCUGUGACAAAGCCUCCGAUACUAUUGUGAUAUGUCCUGUCAAAGAGAAAGGCCUAAUCAAGCAAAGUUACUAAGAAUAUAUACACUACUUUCUAUUUUAU